ACUUUUUCUUUUAUUGGUCACCAAAAUUUGUUGUGUCGUAAAACAGUAAUCUUUGAUAUCUAAUACUAUGAAUUUAUCUAGGCGAGCUCGGGAACUGAAGUGAAGGGCAUCAUUGCAUGGAGCUGCAGUUACAGGCACACAAAAGGUGUGUCCAGCAUCCAGGGGCAUGCCAUGCAACGUCGUGGAGUGCGAGCGCGGAGAUGAGGGAAGGCGCGAGCAUGGGCAGGACCGCCAGUGGAAGCGUGAUCGGAAGCGUGGACGCAAGCAUGUGGGAUGCGGGUGUCGGUGUCACGACACAGGGUUGCGAUUACGACAGACGUGUGAGAGCGUGUGUGAGCAGUCGGGGGCGACGAGCGGGUGCACGCAAGAGUGUCUUGGCCCAAGACACUGGCGCAUGCACGAGCCAGUUGGGUCGAGGUGCUGGCACGCAUGGGUGCGGUAUGGCUCGAGGCACUGGGGCGCGCGAGUGCGAGCAUGGGCACGAGCACGACAUGGAACGCCCCAGAGGCGGGCCUUGCAUGACUUGGCAGCGUCCAUGCCAAGGCCGUGGCACGGGAUCGCAGUCAAGACACGGGUGCGCGAGCACGGAUGGGAGUGGCCCAGAAAAUUCUAAAAGCUACAUGAUGCACAAUGAUGGUGCCAGACAGGGGUUUGGAUGGGCUUAAUGGGCCAAGUCCAACUUGGGAUCUUCCUAAGGCCUUGUACAUAAUUCUAGAAUAGGAGGUUCUAGAAUAAUGUAGGCUUAGGCUAGGAGGGAGAGUGGAGAAGCUUCUGGAAAUUGUAAAUAUGAGGGAAAUUUAUUUAGUAUUCUAGAGACCUCAUCUGCAGAGGGACUUGGGACAGACCUCUUCUAUAAAUAGGGAGGCCUAAU
This is a messenger RNA of Rubroshorea leprosula, 871 nucleotides long. The record is from the annotation of a GenBank genome assembly. NCBI's taxonomy places the organism in Eukaryota, Viridiplantae, Streptophyta, Magnoliopsida, Malvales, Dipterocarpaceae.